This is a messenger RNA of Vanrija pseudolonga, 837 nucleotides long. RefSeq names its product putative pathogenesis-related protein0. NCBI's taxonomy places the organism in Eukaryota, Fungi, Basidiomycota, Tremellomycetes, Trichosporonales, Trichosporonaceae. The transcript is spliced from 4 exons. Bases 1 to 837 code for a protein of 278 amino acids. The record is from RefSeq and is a predicted model, not a curated record.
AUGCGCAUCCCCCUCUUCACCCUCCUCGUCUUGGCUUUGGCGGCGUCAGCCCAGCCCACCAAGUGCCGUCCCCGCCUCUCACCUGCCAACAACACGCCCGUACCCCAGCUCUCGGUCUCGGCUGCCGCUGCCACUGUGCCCCUCGGCUCGGUGACUGACGUUCCUGUUGCCAGCGUGCCGGCGUCGAGCGCUGUCAUCUCCAUCACCGAUGCCGCCACUACCUCUGCCUCAGACUCAGACUCAACCCCCUCCGAUCCGGCACCCACUGACCAGUCGCCGACCUCGCCGACCCCCGACUCAACCCCCGCCCGCCCCAGCCCCAACCCCAACCCCACUCCCCACCUCCCCCUGCGCCAAAACAUCCUCCUAACCUCCUCCCCACUCGACGCCGACCUGGACGGCAGCUCGGCCGUCUCGCAAUGGAUAGUAGAGUACCACAACGAGUUCCGGUCCGAGUUUGGAGCCCCAAACAUCACCUGGUCGCCCGCCCUCGCCGCGACCCAAGCGGACCACCUCAGCCGCUGCGAGUACGCGCACUUCGGGAGCGAUAACCUCGCGACCGCGUGGUCCAGCGACUCGACAAAGCAGUGGGAUGUCGACGAGCUGCUUGAUCUCUGGGCGGGCGAGUGGACCGCGCAUGCUGGUGCCGUGGACGGCCCGCUCGACCACUUCACCUUGAUGGUGUGGAAGGACGUCACCGAGGUCGGGUGUGCGUGGACGCUCGACUGUGCCGACCCGGGCUGGGCGCAGCGCGUCUACUUUACGUGCAAGUACUCGCCCCCCGGCAACAUUGUAGGCCAGGAGGCGGCCGAGGUCGGCGGGUACAUUGGCGCCUAG